Messenger RNA from Amphiprion ocellaris (clown anemonefish), 2572 nucleotides. It is a transcript of the gene ehd1a, whose product is annotated as EH-domain containing 1a. Gene Ontology annotation, cellular component: clathrin-coated pit; presynaptic membrane; intracellular vesicle. The transcript is spliced from 6 exons. The coding region runs from base 365 to 1963 and encodes 532 amino acids. Gene Ontology annotation, molecular function: GTP binding; calcium ion binding; protein binding. The record is from RefSeq and is a predicted model, not a curated record. NCBI's taxonomy places the organism in Eukaryota, Metazoa, Chordata, Actinopteri, Pomacentridae. Gene Ontology annotation, biological process: endosomal transport; clathrin-dependent synaptic vesicle endocytosis.
GUUAAGACGCUAAGAUCACAGACUGUUUGUGGUUGUUGGGUUUUUCAGCUACAGUCCUUUAGUAUUGUACAAUAUAUAUCUGCUCAGAGCUCUGCCUUCGUGGUGGAGUGUGGCUGGCUGCCCUACAUUAGCCGGGGUCCGCUGAAGAGGGAGUCCUCCCUGAAUGACUCGUAGUGCGCGGCUACUGGUUAGCUAGCGGAGGGGAGGGUGGAGACAAAAACUUCUAAGACCUCGCCCAGUCGUUGCUUCAUUCCAGCAGGCAGCUACUCUCUCGGCGGUGUGUGAGAUCCACACCAGUAAACCAGAUAAUUAUUCAAGGAGAGACUGACACAGCUGUGUCAACUAAGGGCAAAAAUCAGUCACCAUGUUCAAGAAAACCUCACGGAAGGACCCCGAGCUGUUCCAGAACGUGUCGGAGGGGCUGCGGCGGCUCUACCGGACCAAACUGUUCCCGCUGGAGGACACGUAUCGAUUCCACGACUUCCACUCCCCUGCACUCGAAGAUGCCGACUUCGACAACAAGCCCAUGGUCCUCCUGGUGGGUCAGUACUCCACCGGAAAGACCACUUUCAUCCGCCACCUCAUGGAGCAGGACUUCCCCGGUAUGCGGAUUGGCCCCGAGCCGACCACAGACUCUUUCAUCGCGGUGAUGCACGGUGAUCAGGAGGGGCAAAUACCGGGUAAUGCCCUGGUUGUCGACCCCAAGAAGCCCUUCCGCAAACUCAACGCCUUCGGGAACGCUUUUCUCAACAGGUUCAUGUGUGCUCAGAUGCCUAACCCCGUCCUGGAGAGCAUCAGUAUCAUCGAUACUCCUGGAAUUCUGUCAGGGGAGAAGCAGAGGAUAAGCAGAGGAUACGACUUUGCCGCGGUGCUCGAGUGGUUUGCCGAGCGCGUGGAUCGCAUCAUCCUCCUGUUUGACGCCCACAAGCUGGAUAUCUCGGACGAGUUCUCCGAGGUGAUCCGCGCCCUCAAGAACCACGAGGACAAAAUGCGCGUUGUGCUGAAUAAGGCGGACCAGAUCAGCACGCAGCAGCUGAUGAGAGUCUACGGAGCGCUGAUGUGGUCUUUGGGAAAAAUCAUCGGCACUCCCGAGGUGGUGCGUGUGUACAUCGGAUCAUUCUGGGCUCAGCCCCUGUUGGUCCCAGACAACAGGAAGCUGUUUGAAGCAGAGGAGCAGGAUCUGUUUUUGGACAUCCAGUCGUUGCCACGCAAUGCAGCUCUACGCAAACUUAACGACCUCAUCAAACGAGCACGCCUUGCUAAGGUGCACGCCUACAUUAUCAGCUCUCUGAAAAAGGAGAUGCCGAGCGUGUUUGGAAAGGACUCCAAGAAGAAGGAGCUGAUAGCCAACCUGGGAGAGAUCUACCUCAAGAUAGAGAAGGAGCACCAGAUCUCACCUGGAGACUUCCCCAAACUUGCCAAGAUGCAGGAGCUGCUGAAUGGUCAGGACUUCUCCAAGUUUGCAACGCUGAAGCCCAAACUGCUGGAGGCGGUGGAGGACAUGCUGGCCAACGACAUCGCCCGUCUCAUGACCAUGGUGCGCCAGGAGGAGGCUGCCAUGCCCAGCCAGUCCGUCAAGGGUGGAGCCUUUGAAGGAACCAUGACUGGUCCCUUUGGCCACGGCUACGGCGAGGGUGCCAGUGAAGGCAUCGAUGAGCUAGAGUGGGUGGUGGGUCGCGACAAGCCCACUUACGACGAGAUCUUCUACACCCUCUCCCCAAUCAACGGCAAAGUGUCCGGCGCUGCGGCCAAGAAGGAGAUGCUGAAGUCCAAGCUGCCCAACACAGUCCUGGGAAAGAUCUGGAAGCUGGCAGACGUGGAUAAAGACGGCCUCCUGGAUGACGAGGAGUUCGCCCUGGCCAACCACCUGAUCAAGGUGAAGCUGGAGGGCCAUGAGCUGCCGCCGUCGCUGCCUGAACACCUGGUGCCCCCAUCCAAGCGUGGGACGGUGAUGGAGGCCUAGAGGUCCAGAGAGGAGGGUGGGAAGCAGCCUGGAGAUCAGCGACAUCAACACGCUGCAGCGUGUUUAAGACUCUCCAGCCGCAGGCCUGAAUAGCAUCACCCUCCACUAAGCUGCGAGUCCCCACACUUCCUGACACACCAAGAGGAGGUAUUGCUGUGAUCUUUUACACCAGAGAGAGACUGGAGGGUUUCUGGGGGGGGAGGGAGGGAGGGAGGGAGGGCAGGUCCAUCUUUGUGCAUUAGGGGAUAAUAUUCAGGUGUCUAUGUGAAAAAAAAAAUGAGGGGAGGGAGGUUGAUUUGCAAACUGAUGAAAGGACAUUACUGGAUUAUGAACUGAUGGGUAGCUGGAGGUUGCAUGAUGGGGCUGAACAUGGAUUUCUGCAUCCUGUGUUAAAGAUGUCUUAUAAAUACACAGUCCAUAUUAUUAUAUGUUGAUCCAAAGAAGUAUAGUUUUUUCCCAUUUGGAGAGAGGAGGAAAUUAAUCAAAACAGCUGUUAGAAUUGCUUUAUCUAUAUUUUUGUAUUUCCUGACUGUUAACUUUGACUCUUUCCAAAUGCUUCCCUUUUUAUUAUUUUGCCAGAUAAAUAAAAAGGAAUACUGUACCAGCCGA